Molecule: messenger RNA, 1310 nt
Organism: Astrephomene gubernaculifera
Lineage: Eukaryota; Viridiplantae; Chlorophyta; Chlorophyceae; Chlamydomonadales; Astrephomenaceae
Source: the annotation of a GenBank genome assembly
AGAUAACGAUGAGGUACUUUGCCUUAGAGCAACGCGGCUUCUUUGCAGCCGCGCUUUUGCUUUUCCUCGCGGCCCUCCUACUUCCUUUGCUCCGUCCGGCCUCCUCUUUUACACAACAUGAUAACAACGCUGCUUUCAUAGCUAUUCCUACACAUCAACACGGAACAGCUGUUGAUGACUUCACAUCCUUUGGACCUUUUGCAAUCAACAGUCUUUCGCAACGCGUCCAGCUACAAGUUGACGCGGCUUCUAUCUCGCAUACUGCUCCAGACGGCUCCUCUGUAUCAUCUUUAUUAACGUUAACCGCUGCGAAUGUAACGGCUGCGGUUCCUGCUUCUUCGGGUACCAGCACUGCCGUACCGUUGGACGUGGUGGUUACCUACCCCACAUCCGGCGACCCGCCCUUUCCGGUUGUUGUUAUGUUCAAUGGAUUUCAGGUAGCUAACAAGUCGAGAUGUAGCACAGGGCAUGUGUGCCCAGUUUUAUGCACUCCUGGAGUUUGAGGGAGCGCCAAUGCAGCCUUUCGUCUUUCUGUCCGUACACGUUGCACUUUGGGAGCUGCAAACACAAGUCCCACACGUCCGAUAACGGAUUUGGAGGACUCGGCAUCAUUUUCUUCGGCAAGGUCUACCUGUUGUGGAGCACCUGCAUUUCCCCCCCCCGGCCGUCUCCCCCGGACCAGCUCCUGCUUCACCCCCACGGCAACCCCCAUGCAGGCCAGGGCAGCCUGGUACGGCAGCAUCGUGCGCCAAGUGGCCUCCUGGGGCUACGUCGUACUGCAGUACACGUCACUCGGGGUGUUCCCCGUCGUAUCGGACAGGAUCGAGCUGGAAUACCUGCCCCCGCUGCUGCAGUGGCUGUCAGCCCAGUCGGCAGGCAACGCCGACAGCGCCGCCGACCGCCUCCCCGCCAACCCGCUGCUCGGACUAGCAGACACCUCCCGCCUGGCCACCAUGGGACACAGCCGGGGCGGCAAGCUGGCAGCCCUGCACUACGCGGGUAACAUCCUGAACAUCUCCACUGCCGUACUCCUGGACCCCAUUGAUAACACGGACCGGGCGCCGGAGGGCCCGGACUACCCCUCUGCAUGCAAGGCCCUCGCAGCCGCCAAUCGUACGGCAGCGGUUGUAGGCGCCGGCAUCUCCGGUCGUUGCAAUCCGUUGGAAUCCAACUUCCGUCACUUCACCUCCUCCCUGGCUCCGGGUAGCUGGCAGCUGGUGGUGCGGCAGGUGCGGUGCUGGGAGGGCUUGAGGGAGUGUGUGUUUGUUAGUGUUUAAAGGGCUUCCAAGGUCAUCCCAGGUCAUCCAAGA